Raphanus sativus (radish) is the source of this 573-nucleotide messenger RNA. Its product is annotated as arabinogalactan protein 16. The record is from RefSeq and is a predicted model, not a curated record. The coding region runs from base 131 to 352 and encodes 73 amino acids. Lineage: Eukaryota; Viridiplantae; Streptophyta; Magnoliopsida; Brassicales; Brassicaceae. The transcript has 2 exons.
UUGCCUCUUCACUUCAUCAUUCCUCACACUGUUUCUCUUUCCUCCUCGGUCUGUCUCGUCGCCUCUGCAGAUACUCCGGCAAGCUUCUUUCUUUCGUCGGAUCAAAAGAAACAGAGAGAGAGAGAGAGAGAUGGCGUCAAGGAGUUACGUUACUGGUUUCGCGUUAUUCACAUUUGUUUUCGCCGUCAUCUCGUCUCUCGCCAGCGCUCAAUCUCUAGCUCCCGCUCCUGCUCCGACCAGUGAUGGGACAUCGAUAGAUCAAGGGAUUGCAUAUCUGCUAAUGGUGGUGGCGUUGGUGCUGACUUACCUCAUUCAUCCUCUAGAUGCGUCUUCUUCCUACAGCUUCUUCUGAUUUGUCUCUUCAUUUUCAGUUUUUGUUUUUUUUUGUGUGGAUAAAAUUCCCGAGUAUGGUUAUUAAUUUGCUCAUGAUUUAUGUUUUUUUGUCUUGAUUAUGAUCAUGGAUUCGUGAUGAUGAUGACUCCUGGAGAUUGAAUCUCUGUUGUUUUCCAUCAGAUUAUGAUGAUGAUGAUGGUUCCUUUUCUUCCAUAUUCAAUUUAUUCAUAUAUUAUUCCU